AUGGGCGAGAGGCUGAUCAUUCCCAUCUUCUUCGACGUCGAGGCUUCUCAUGUUCACCACCAGGCUGGGCCUUUCCAAUCUGCCUUUAAAUCAUACGACAAUGACAAGAAAGUGGACAAAGUAGAAGUGGCAACACUGGUCGAGAAAGUUGUCCGCUGCUUGCUGCGGCAUCUAGACAGUGGCCUUCUGAUUGUGGCGGACCAUCCGAUUGGAAUGGAAUCUCACAUUGAGGACGUGAUGAAGCUGCUGCAAAUUGAAAGAGAUGGUGUUAAGAUGGUGGGACUUGUGGGUACAGGCGGCAUUUGGAAGACCACCAUUGCCAAGGCUGUUUUCAACAAAUUGCGUUCAGAAUUUGGGGCAGCCACCUUUCUUACGAAUAUUAGGGAGCGUUGGAAAGAUGCCUUGGAACGGACACAAGUGAUGAGGCAACUCGUGGAAGAGCUCCUGGACGACAGAUUUACAGCAAUACACGACAUUGAAAGUGGGCAGCACCUGCUCUUAGAAAUACUUCCUCCCAAGAAAAUUCUAAUAGUAUUGGACGACGUUGAUCAUCAACAACAAUUCAAGGAACUAAUUGGUGAAAAACUACUGUACUGUUUCGCAUCGGGCAGUCGGAUAAUUAUGACAACCAGAGAUGAAACUGUGCUAUCACUAUGUAGGGUCGAUGGCAUAUACAAGCCAAAGCUCAUGGAUGCUGACCAAUCACUCGAUCUCUUCAAGAGAUAUGCCUUUCAGAGCAGUCACCAACCACAGGACUUGUUCGUCGACAUGUCAAUGAAGGUUGUCGCAGUUGCGGGUGGGCUGCCAUUGGCCCUUAGAGUUUUUGGGUCCUACCUCUCUGACAAGAGCGACCUGGCUGAGUGGCAAGAUUAUUUGGAUAAGCUGCAGGAGACCCCAGAACAAGACAUCCAAAAAUGUUUGCAAAUAAGUUAUGAUGCACUGCCGAAUGUUGAGAAACAGAUAUUUUUGGACAUUGCAUGCUUCUUCGUUGGCCAUUCUGAAGUAGAAGCAACUCUUAUGUGGAAAGUUUAA
Messenger RNA from Nymphaea colorata (pocket water lily), 1032 nucleotides. RefSeq names its product disease resistance protein RUN1-like. The record is from RefSeq and is a predicted model, not a curated record. Gene Ontology annotation, molecular function: ADP binding. NCBI's taxonomy places the organism in Eukaryota, Viridiplantae, Streptophyta, Magnoliopsida, Nymphaeales, Nymphaeaceae. The transcript has 2 exons. Gene Ontology annotation, biological process: defense response. The coding region runs from base 1 to 1032 and encodes 343 amino acids.